AUGAAGUACAUCCACUCUGAGGAAGAGCUCGAGAUCCCCGAGGGCGUCAAGGUCCAGAUCAAGAACAGAAAUGUUCUCGUUGAGGGCCCUCGCGGCAAGCUCACAAAGUCUCUCGGUCACUUGGCGGUCAGCUUCACGCACCCCAAGAAGAACCUCAUCAAGAUCGAGCUCCACCACGGUUCCCGCAAGAGCGUCGCCACCCUCCGCACUGUCCGCACCCUGAUUAACAACUUGAUCAUCGGUGUCACCAAGGGUUACAAGUACAAGAUGCGUUACGUAUAUGCCCAUUUCCCCAUCAACGUCAACCUGGACAAGAACAAGGAGACCGACUGCUGGGAGGUUGAGAUCAGGAACUUCAUCGGCGAGAAGCUUGUACGAAGGGUCGUCAUGAGGCCCGGUGUUGAGGUUGAGGCAUCAAAGAACCAGAAGGAUCAGCUUGAGCUGUCCGGAAACUCGCUCGAGGACGUCUCCCAAGGUGCCGCCGAUAUCCAGCAAAUCUGCAAGGUCCGCAACAAGGAUAUCCGAAAGUUCUUGGACGGUCUGUACGUGUCGGAGCGCGGCAACAUCGUUGAGGACGCGUAA
Messenger RNA from Alternaria triticimaculans, 582 nucleotides. It is a transcript of the gene RPL9B, whose product is annotated as 60S ribosomal protein L9B. Gene Ontology annotation, biological process: cytoplasmic translation. The transcript has 8 exons. Gene Ontology annotation, cellular component: cytosolic large ribosomal subunit; ribosome. Gene Ontology annotation, molecular function: structural constituent of ribosome; rRNA binding. The record is from RefSeq and is a predicted model, not a curated record. Lineage: Eukaryota; Fungi; Ascomycota; Dothideomycetes; Pleosporales; Pleosporaceae. The coding region runs from base 1 to 582 and encodes 193 amino acids.